AUGAUGACUUCUAAUACAACAAUCCCAGGAUUAGCAUUCUAUGAUUCUUUAGUCAAUAAUGAUAUUGUAGAGUCGAAAAGAUUAGUAGAAAUACACAAAAUUGAUUUAAAUGCCCGCCUAAGUCAUGUUCGUAAGCGAAAUCACACAGACUUAUGUCCUAUACACUUAGUAGCGUACAAAGGGAAUUUAGCAAUGCUGCAUUACUUAAUACAGAAUGGUGUAAAUGUUCAUCAACCUACGUGUACACUACAACGUCGUCCAGUGCAUUAUGCUGCUCUACGUCAACAAGUAUCUUGUCUCCAAAUGUUGCUAAAUGCUGGCGCCCAAAUUGAUGCACGUGAUACAUUUGGAAAUACUCCGUUGCAUUAUGCUGCAGAAGAUGGAGAUGGUGGACUUCUAAGUCUACUUUUAAAUAAUGGUGCCUGUGUAGAUGCUCAGGAUAUCACAAAUAAAACACCUUUAAUGAAAGCUGCACGUAGUGGUAAAGUAUGGGCAGUUCGAAGACUUUUAUUAUCUGGAGCUAAUGUGAAUGUAAAAGAUCGUAAUGAUGAAACUGCUUUACAUUUUGCUUGUCGACAAGGUUCAACAGAAAUAACUAGAAUGCUUAUUAAAGCUGAAUCACGUUUAAAUGCACAAAAUCAAAUCGGUCUAACACCUUUAAUGGAAUCAGUAUCAUAUAAUCAACGUGAAGCUGUCAGUCUAUUGAUAAAACAACGAGAUAUUGAUUUGUAUAAAAGAGAUUUUUGUACUGGUGAUACAGCUUUACAUAUUGCAGUGAAAAAGAAUUAUAUACAUAUUGUAGAAAUAUUAUUACGUGCAGGCAACUGGUACAUUGAAUAUAAUUACAAUAAUCUGGGUGAAUCAUUUGUACAUGAUGUCAUUGCCUAUAAUAGAUUAGAGUUACUACGCUUAUUCUUAGCCUACAACUAUGAUCUAGAUAGACCAGCUAAACGUCUUCCACCUAAUAUACACUUAUUAGCAUCUUCUUCAAGCAUUUUGUCUACUGUUAAAAAUCAACAGAAUUCAAUUACACCUAGAAAUACAACACAAUCAGAUACAACUUCUCGAACACACAUCACUUAUAUUAGUCCAUUUGAAAAGUCUCCAUUUCAAAUGGCUCUAGAACGUGGACAUCUUGAUAUGGCAAGAAUAUUAGCUGAUGUUGGCUGUUUUUGUACUCGACCAUCAAUAAAUUCAACUUCAAUGUCAUCAGUUUGUACAACUUCAUCACAGAAUAUAGAAUCGAAUUCAUUGAAUCAAACUCUUCGUAUACAGCAUACAAAUAUUUUAAAUCCGUUAACUAGACGGUAUAAUGGUCUACUUGAAGUUAAAUCAUUACAGAAAUGGUGCCGUAAAGUUAUUAGACAAAGACUUGGCUUUCGAUUAAUUGAAGCAUUGCCUCAUUUACCUAUUCCAGUACCAUUAAAAGAUUUUUUAUUAUUGCGUGAUUUAGAUUGGUCAGUUUAUUUAACCAAUCGAAGUUCGACAAUUAAUUCAGAUGGAUUAGCUAUUAUAUUCAAAUCACUGGUGGGCUUAUAUUUACAAUCAGUCUAG
Molecule: messenger RNA, 1554 nt
Organism: Heterobilharzia americana
Lineage: Eukaryota; Metazoa; Platyhelminthes; Trematoda; Strigeidida; Schistosomatidae
Source: the annotation of a GenBank genome assembly